AUGUAUAACAUUUCUUCGCGGAUAUUCAAAAUACCCAAAGAAAUUGUUAAAAUACGACAUGCUACACAAGUUGGGGAAGUAACAAAGAUCGUUACUCCAAUCGUCACGAAAUUUAUAAAUUUUCAUAGUAAUAAAAGCCAAUACAAUAAUGAAAGAUUCCGAAAGUAUUCUUAUAAAUACCUAUUAUACUCGAUAUUAUUUGGUGCUACUACAUACACAUCUUAUAAAAUUUGGUUAAGAUAUCAAGUGUUUCCUUCUAUAACAGCAGCAGAAGAAAUUAAUGAUUCAGACUCUGAGAGUGAAGUUGAAACUAGAAAGAAAAGAUAUAGAAAAGAAAAAAUUGGAUUUAGAGAUAGGAAGAUAAUAGAAUAUGAAAAUCGUAUGAGAGCUUAUUCAACACCUGAUAAAAUAUUCAGAUAUUUUGCUACAGUUAAAUUAACAUAUGGUGAAAACACUGAAGUUUAUAUGACACCUGAUGACUUUUUAAGAGCUAUAACCCCUGGCAUGAAGCAGCCUGAUGGUUUGGGACUAGAUCAGUACAGAAGAUAUGACCCAAAGACUAUAAGUCAGCGACUAAACUUGGAUUUGGACGAAGAUUCGAUAUUUUACAAACUUGGCUCAUCGGGUCUCAUCACGUUUAGCGAUUAUAUAUUUUUGCUAACUGUACUAUCAACUUCGUGUCGUCACUUUGAGAUCGCGUUUCGUAUGUUUGAUCUGAACGGUGAUGGAGAUGUAGAUUGUGAAGAGUUUGAGAAGGUCGCUGCGCUCAUACGACAACAAAGCAGUAUUGGUUCUAGGCACCGUGACCAUGCCAACACUGGCAAUACCUUUAAGGGAAUCAACUCGGCUCUCACUACAUAUUUCUUUGGACCCAAGCUCAAUGAAAAGCUUACAAUAGAAAAAUUUUUGGAUUUCCAACAGCAAUUGCAAAAAGAGAUACUAUCACUCGAAUUCCAGAGAAAAAAUCCAGAUGAAAAUGGCCGCAUCACGGAAGCUGACUUCGCGGAGCUUUUACUGGCGUACGCCGGGUACCCCGCCAAGAAGAAGUCUAGAAUGCUCAAACGUGUUAAGAAAAUGUUCCGCGACCACGGCGUGGGCAUCACCAAGGACGACUACCUGAACUUCUUCCACCUGCUGAACAACAUCAACGACGUGGACACGGCGCUCACCUUCUACCACAUCGCGGGCGCGUCCAUCGACCAGCCCACGCUGCGCCACGUGGCGCGCACCGUCGCGCGCGUCGACCUGCACCCGCACCUCGUCAACGUCGUCUUCACUAUAUUCGAUGAGAAUUUGGACGGUCAGUUGAGCAACAGGGAGUUCGUGGCCGUCAUGAAGAACAGACUCCUGCGGGGACUGGAGAAGCCCAAGGACACGGGAUUCGUUAAACUGAUGCAUUCAUUGCUCAAAUGCGCAAAAGAUACGAAACCCGCAUUACUGGAUUUC
Messenger RNA from Brenthis ino (lesser marbled fritillary), 1446 nucleotides. Lineage: Eukaryota; Metazoa; Arthropoda; Insecta; Lepidoptera; Nymphalidae. The record is from the annotation of a GenBank genome assembly.